Molecule: messenger RNA, 740 nt
Organism: Molossus molossus (Pallas's mastiff bat)
Lineage: Eukaryota; Metazoa; Chordata; Mammalia; Chiroptera; Molossidae
Product: protein FAM136A-like
Exons: 2
Coding region: 1-459 (152 amino acids)
Cellular component (GO): cytoplasm
Source: RefSeq, a predicted model, not a curated record
AUGGAUGAAGCCAAGGAUGAAUCCCCAAAUGUACGCGGGGUCGCCAAGGCGGACCUGCAGCACCUUCGGGUGCAGGAGGCGGUGGACUCCAUGGUGAAGAGUCUAGAGAGAGAGAAUAUCCGGAAGAUGCAGGGCCUCAUGUUCCGGUGCAGCGCUGGCUGUUGUGAGGACCAGGCGUCCAUGCAGCAGGUGCACCAGUGCAUUGAGCGCUGCCACGCGCCUCUGGCUCAAGCUCAGGCCCUGGUUACCAACGAGUUGGAGAAGUUCCAGGACCGCCUGGCCCGGUGCACCAUGCAUUGCAACGACAAAGCCAAAGAUUCAAUCGAUGCAGGGAAUAAAGAGCUUCAGGUGAAGCGGCAGCUGGAGAGUUGUGUGACCAAGUGUGCGGAUGACCAUAUGAACCUCAUUCCAACCAUGACCAAGAAGAUGAAGGAGUCUCUCUCAUCCAUUCAGAAAUAGAAGUGUUUACCACUGGCUAUAGAGGCUGAGGGCAGGAAGCUAUUCAAAAUGAAGAAUGAGAACUUUGGUCUUUUAAGCAGAGUUUAUGGAUGAAGAAAUUAAGGAUGCAGCAGGUGUAAGGCACAUGUCGCUUGCCUCUGGACACUGGUUCUUUUAUGUUUUAAUCCUAGAAAGUGAAAUGGAAAAAAAACUGGUGCUAGAAUUUGGUUCAGAGUUAUUGAGAGCCUAAAUUUUGUGUGGCAAAUGCUUAUCCUAGCAGCAGGCAUUUCCCUCACACCAAG